GGUGUUCGUCGAAUCGUUCCAAGUGAAACGAAAUAGCAACGAAAAUGUUGUUGAAAGAAAUUGCCCGAUUUUCGCUGCAGCAUCGAACGCUGUACUGUUACUUGAUCCUGAGCAUCUGGAUAUUCUUACUGAUAGCAGGAAUGUACAAGUACAUCGGGUCGAUAGAGAACAGCAACAACUUGUUGACGGUAAAGGGAUUCGGCUAUCGCCCGCACCAGGGCUCGUUCCGUGUGGACGAUGGCGAUGCACUGGAUAGGGCUCGGACCAAGGAACUCAACCAGACAGACUGUGCCCAUCCGGCGACACUGGUGGCCGGAGAGGAGGGUGGCUCUCUGGAAGGUUGGAGCUUGCAGGGUGUCUUGCUGCUCAUUCGCCACGGUGACCGUGGCCCCAUGGCACACGUACGGGGCAUCAGUGAGGUGGACUGUGGCCACGAAAACGAUCCUCUGCUCAGCCGGUACAUUAGCUUCACGCAAAACACCACCACCGUCAGUACGACCGGGGGACAUUGGAUGAAGACGGGCCCAUUCCACGGGUUUCCCUUGCUGCCGGCCGCAUCGAAGCUGUGUCUGCUGGCACAGCUAACGCACAAGGGAAUCGCCCAGAUGCUACGCGUCGGAGACAUCGUUAGAGCAGCUUACGCAAAUGUGCUCGGCUUGUACACACGUCCGGUUCCGGUGGGUUCGGUGAAAACGACACCCUACAACGCUUCGGAAGGCGCAAUAACCAAUCCAACGUCCGGCACGCUCUACUCAGUGGACGAUGUUGUUAUCUACUCCACCCGUUACCGGCGCACGUUUCAGUCGGGAAUGGCGCUACUGUUCGGUGCGCUGCCACCAGAAAAGUGGCUCGCGCUACAGGUACAGGAGAGUCACAGCCUGUCGUACUGCUUCUCGGACUGUGCCUGUCCGCAGGCGGAAAAACUCAAGAAGUCGCUCGCGACCGAAAUGAACGGCCACCUGGCGCAGCACCCGGCGAUCGGUGCGAUCGCACAGUGGAUCGGUGCCGCGUUGCUGCAAAACCCACAGCUUGCAGUCGGCCAGCAGGUGAAUCCGCUCGACAUUCGGGAUGCGCUCCUGGCACACAUUUGUCACGCGGCUCCGUUGCCUUGCCGCAAGAUACGCACGAACGUAAACCCGGCGGAACGGUACGGUGCAAAGGGUGCGACAUCAAGCUCGACGCAGGAUCCACUCGGAUUGGACGUGAUCAAUAUCGAUCAGGAAGAUGGUGGCCUUGCCCCUGGUGCGGUGCCUAUUAGCCCCGCGAACACGGACCAACCGGACGACUUGGACACUACCGAGCAGGAGCCGGAUAUUGAGGGGUGCGUCGAGAAGAGCCACGUAGUCGCCCUCAUGUCCUACAUCCAUUGGGCCGGCGUGAAGGAGCUGUACAGCCACACGAUGCGACAGCAGGGACUGCUCCGUUCGUACGGUUUGCUGAGGAACAUUGUGGCCUACAUGCUGCGGAUGAUCUCGGGUGAUCGGGUAAAGUUCGUCCUGUACUCGGCGCACGAUAAAACGCUCGAGUAUCUGAUUGCUUCGCUGGGCGUACGACUCGACAAUCCGUUCAUUCCGUACGCGUCCCGGAUGGCGUUCGAGGUGUACAAAAGCGACAAGGACACACAGUACUACUUUCGGCUCGUGUACAAUGGGCAGGAUAUAACGUCCACGAUCGACGUGUGCGAAAGUGGCAAGAGUUUGAACGUUCCGCGAGGCAUCCGCGGUGGACGGGGCCAUCUGUGCCCGAUCGAGAACAUCAUACGCUUUAUCCACGACGACUACUUCCUGUCGCUGAACGCCACCAACUACAAGGACGCCUGUCUGGUGCAACCGAAACAGGAAGGGUUCUUCUGAGCACAUUGAUUAGACACGCUUGUUCGGUUUUCUCGAACCGUUCCGAUCCUGGGUUGAGCGAAACUAACGACGAUUAUCAGUCUGUGAUACGAAACACGUUGCGUUUUAUCGUUACUUCCGUUUACAGUUUAAAUGCAGGGAAGAAUGUUACCGAUUUUCUGUUAAACUAGUGGCAAAUUCUCCAUUACUUUAAUGCUAUAUAGCGAAAGGAAUUUGUUAGUGCUGUAGCAGCAUGCUUCGAUGCCGUUUGCCAAUGCAUGCCACGAAGACUUCCGGCUUCUUGGAGCGACGAAAGAUGAAACGAAUACAUAUCAAC
Molecule: messenger RNA, 2169 nt
Organism: Anopheles bellator
Lineage: Eukaryota; Metazoa; Arthropoda; Insecta; Diptera; Culicidae
Product: 2-phosphoxylose phosphatase 1
Exons: 2
Coding region: 45-1853 (602 amino acids)
Biological process (GO): dephosphorylation
Molecular function (GO): phosphatase activity
Source: RefSeq, a predicted model, not a curated record